Seriola dumerili (greater amberjack) is the source of this 4054-nucleotide messenger RNA. It is a transcript of the gene trim62.1, whose product is annotated as tripartite motif containing 62. Gene Ontology annotation, biological process: positive regulation of canonical NF-kappaB signal transduction; innate immune response. Gene Ontology annotation, molecular function: zinc ion binding; protein binding. The coding region runs from base 130 to 1557 and encodes 475 amino acids. Lineage: Eukaryota; Metazoa; Chordata; Actinopteri; Carangiformes; Carangidae. The transcript is spliced from 5 exons. The record is from RefSeq and is a predicted model, not a curated record.
AAUCCCAAGAUUCCUGAAGAUUUUGUCAGUCAACUCCCACAUGGCAGUGAACCUCUCAAGUGAAGAUUAAACCACCCUCAGCUCCAAAGCAUUGCCCACUUAGAUGCCGCUCAGUCUUCACCUUUGCAAAUGGCUUGUUGUCUGAAGGACGAGCUCCUCUGUUCCAUCUGCCUCAGCAUCUACCAGGACCCGGUCAGCUUUGGCUGCGAGCACUACUUCUGCAGAAAGUGCAUUACCGAGCACUGGAGCAGACAGGAGCCUCACGGAACACGAGACUGCCCAGAGUGCCGGAGGACCUUCACCGAUCCUCUCCUCUCCCCGAGUCUCAAGUUGUCCAACAUUGUGGAGCGCUACUCGGCCUUCCCGCUGGACGCCAUCCUUAACGCUCAGAGGAGCUCCUAUCCCUGCAAGGACCACGAGAAGGUCAAGCUCUUCUGCCUCACUGAUAAAAGUCUGGUGUGCUUCUUCUGCGACGAGCCAGCACUACACGAGCAGCACCAAGUGACCACUAUUGACGAGGCUUACGAGGAGAUACAGAGGGAGAUGAAGGAGCAGCUGGCCACCCUGCAGGACAGUGAGAAGGGACACACCGAGGCCCUGCAGCUCCUGCAGAGACAACUCACUGAGACCAAGUCCUCGGCCAAAAGUCUGCGCGCAACCAUCGGAGAUGCAUUCGAGCGCCUUCACCGUUUCCUGCGCGAGCGUCAGAAGAGCAUGCUGGAAGAGUUAGAGAUGGAUACGGCCCGCAAGCUCGCCGACAUCGAGCACAAGAUCCAGCGCUACAGUCAGCAGCUGCGCGACGUCAAGGAGGGCAUCCAGAUCCUGCAGGAGCGCCUCAAUGAGACAGGACGACACGACUUCCUGGAGGGAGUAGCCGUCACGUCUGAGAGGAUUAAAGGGAAGAUACAUGAGACCAAUCUGACGUAUGAAGACUUCCCAACAUCCAAGUACAUGGGGCCCUUACAGUACACAAUAUGGAAGUCGCUCUUCCAGGAUAUUUCACCAGUGCCAGCAGCGUUGACCCUCGACCCCAUCACAGCCCACCAAAGACUGAUCCUUUCAGACGACUGUACCAUCGUGGCCUACGGGAAUCUCCAUCCGCAGCCGCUGCAGGACUCCCCGCGCCGCUUUGAUGUGGAGGUGUCUGUUCUGGGCGCAGAGGGCUUCGCCUCAGGUGUCCAUUACUGGGAAGUGAUGGUGUCGGAGAAGACCCAGUGGAUGAUCGGUGUGGCCAACGAGACAGUCAGUCGCAAGGGCAGCAUCCAGAUCCAGCCCAGUCGCGGCUUCUACUGCAUCGUCAUGCACGACGGGAACCAGUACAGUGCCUGCACCGAGCCCUGGACCCGUCUCAACGUCAAGAGCAAGCUGGAGAAGGUGGGGGUGUAUCUGGACUACCCGAAAGGCCUGCUCAUCUUCUACAACGCGGACGACAUGUCCUGGCUCUACACCUACCGAGAGAAAUUCCCCGCCAAGGUCUUCCCCUAUUUCAGCCCCGGCCAGAGCCAUGCUAACGGCAAGAACGUGCAGCCAUUGCGAAUCAACACUGUACGCCUUUAAGAGCUACACACAUCUGUGGUUUUGAUUGUCCUGACAGAUGAAUCCAUCGUAGGUGAAAUCUCAGGACUUAAGGAAAAAAUAAUUAAAGAAAUCUGUUAAAAAAAAAAUUAAAAAAAAAAUGUUUAAUAGGGUGUUUGAAAUGUUUAUUUCCUUCAGUUCGGUGUUAAGAAUUGUGCUUGAUGUUGCUCUAAAAACCUGUGCUGUUAUUUUCUGUGACUUGAAACCACCAUAAGAUAACGGCCUGCACUUGAGCCUCAUUCCACAUCUUUCAUUGAAAAGAUGACACUAAAUGGAGACAGCGGGACCCCUGGGCUCCCCUGGGGUCUGUGGCAGCGUGUUUGAAAAAAGAAAAAAAAAGUGAUUCCUGCGCUCAAAGUGACUGUCCCAGGCCCACCUUGCACACUCCCAGGGGACACCACUCCCAUUAUUAAGCUCCAGGCUUGUCAGACCUGACGUCCCCUCUCUGUCCAGGCAAGCAGGACACUGAAGACUGGUCACGUGUCUUCUCUGUGCUGUACAGUCGGCUUAGCUGUGUUUGUGGAAUGUGAUUGACAGCAGUCCGCUCUUUAUUUUGAACUUGUCGAGUCCGUUGGCACUUUUUACUUCUGUCUGAGACCAUGAACUUGGUUCCUCCUGUAAGACGUAUCCACAUCUGUCUGCUCAGUCUUCAUCAUAACAAGGAAAGCUCCUCGUCCAUGUGCACCAAUGAUUCUGCACGUUACCUAAGACAAAUUAAAUCAAUGAAAAAGUAGUUCAUAGGCUGCCCAUCCCCAUCCACUGCCCAGUCCUACCCAUGCGUGAUAGGAAGCUCUGUUUGGAGGUGGAGAUUGUCAAGAAAUAUGCUGCUAUUGACGGAGUAAGGACUUUCAUAUUUGUAUUUAGCGUAUUAAGGGUUAAAAGGUUUGAGUCUCUCAUCAUGCUGGCUCAUGUUUUGCCUCCUUUAGUUUUGCUAGCCUUCAGCAUACACUAUACAUGUGGGCUUUUUGUCCACUUUAAGUGGAUUGGAUUGGAUUCAAGCACAUUUCUGCUUCCUGUCAUGAUGUUUUAUCAUUUUGUCUUGGAAUCAAAAGAAUAUGAAGUCAUGCUGUCUAACUAGAUAUCCGCAUGAGGCAGAGACCUCUGGUUGUUCUCAGAUAUGAAAAUCUGAAAAGUUAAAGAUGAAAAUUGCUUUAAAAGAAAAAAGCUACAGAGACCAACUGUUCUCAUUUAUUUUAAAUCCUAUCUUUUAUGUAAAUGAAGUCAGUCUGUAUGUUUUUAGAAAGUGGCAAUUAUCAAGGAAAAUGGAGAAGGAUGGAUUGACUUGAGCACAACUUAUGUGAUCCUGGCAUCGCCUUGGCUGCUGCUGUGUUAUAUAAUGAUGAAAUCACUGAUAAUUCCUCUGAGGCUCAAGUCAUCUUUUAUUUCUUUGCCCCACGUGCCUCAAGUGCUCUUGUUUAUCAUUAGUUGCACACAAGUCCUGCAGAAUCUACUCCAAGAGGCUCUUGUCCCUCCGCCAAGUCCAGCACACUGAGAGAUGUGUGUGUCUGUGUUUGAGCAUGUUCACGGGUAUGUUUGAGUGGCGUGCUUCAGCUGUAAUUUUAAAUCCAGCUUUGGAUGUGCUUGAUAAAGCCCAUCUGGCCCUCAAAGCAAACCCAUGCAGUGGCCAAAAGUGUUUAUUAUGAAAUUCUUUGGAAUCCGAGAGAACUUGACGGAUCUUUCUUCGGGAAAUCUACAAAUGAACAAACAAAAGGAUCACCUCACCCUUCCUUUGCCACUGUACAUCCUCAUCCCUGCAUUAGUGUAUGUGUAGUCUGUGUUGUCCAUUUAGAAGAAAAUUGGGGCAGUGCCCUUGUUUUUGUAGGAUGUGAUUCCGGUAUGUGCAGUAUAAUGCAAACUAGGGUCAAAUUGUGAGCAUCUCCAAACUAGUCUUGGUUGUUUGUUUUAACUUGCACAGAUCUGCAGUGAUCCGAGUAAAACCAGGCACAGCUCAUUGUCUGUCAGUUUUCUGGGAUUUACUCAUUAAAUUUAUCCAGAUAACUUGGUGAGCUUGCUUUGUGAAAAAGAAUUUUAUUUAUUAAUGUGUGGUUUAGACAAUCGGGACUGUAUUCAGUUAUUUUUCACUUUUAUCCUCUUGAUCUGUCUAUCACUAUAUAAAAUGUCCUUCCAAAGUAAAUCCCAACCUGCUGGGCUCAUGCAGGUUAAAACAAAUGUUAAAAUUUGACCCCAGUUUGCUGUGUUGCAGACCUCAGCGCGGUCCGCCUCAUUAAGACUUUCUGUUUGAAUAGUAAGAAGGAGAUUAUCGUGAGGUGGUGUUGGGUUACUGGUGAUGCUGAUGAUGCUAAUGGUUAAAAUGAUUUUGAUGAUGAUGAUGAUGAUAUAACUAUGACACUUUUAAUGAUUGUGUCUUUUGAUGAUGGCCGCUGUGCACCCAUCACUGUAUGAACACACUCUAGUGUGCUUUUGCUGCUGGAGGUUUGUGGGAAAUGUUUUAAUGUACAAUAAAUUACUGAGAAAAUCA